AUGAUGCACCAUUCGCCCAGAAGGAGUCCCCGACUAAACGAGGGACAGAAUAUCGCAACGCAAGUAGAUGGCAGCGCUUCGGCCCCGCAACCUAGUGUAGGGGCGUCGCAAGCCGGCGGCCGAGGCAGUGAAGCCCCGGCGUCAUCAGCGCAGCUGGCAGCAUCUGGAGCCACCAGGAAACCGAAGGUGGCCGACCUCAUGGAUAGGAUCGCCGAGUUGGAGAAGGAGUUGGAACGCGCUCGCAGCGCUAAUAUGGAACGCACUGACCCCGUUAUGUUGAGUGAGGUUGGGGUAGGUCAGCCGCCAUUUGCAAUCGGCCUGACCGUACCCAACGCGACAAGUGUUUAUCAUGCGGCGUCAGAGAGACCGCCAUCCUGGAGCGGAUCUCAAACGGUACCGUGUACCACGAGGAUUAAUCAAGCAUCGCCAUUUUGCGUUACCGGCACUACUGUUCCAGCGCAUGGUUUCGGGCUACUGAAUGAAGUGGCCGGUGGAACAUCGGUACGUGCGCCUUCUCCUGGAGACGGUGCUUGGGCGACGAGCAUUGGAGGAACUGCACGCUGGGCGCCACGAAAGCUUCCUGAACUGCCUACGUUAGAAGGGAAGCCAGAGGACUGGCCCAUUUUCUACUGCGCGUUUACGGAGACGACGCAAGCGUAUGGUUGUACGGACUUGGAGAACAACCAAAGGCUACUGAAGGCGUUAAAGGACGACGCGCGUGAGACGGUGAAGUCGUUGUUGAUUCACCCCAGCAAUGCGAAUACAGCGGUGGAGCAGCUGCGAUUCAGAUACGGCCGACCGGAGCAACUAAUACGCAGCCAGCUCAACAGCAUUCGAGAUGUGCCUGCAAUUACGGAGCACAACCUGGGAAAGCUCGUCGCAUUCGCCACCCAUGUCAGCAACCUCAAGGCUUUCCUACAGUCAGCGAAGACGGAGCAGCACCUGGGUAACCCUAUGCUGAUGGAAGAACUUGUGGCCAAGCUCCCAAUAAGCAAACGAGUGGACUGGGCAAGGCACGCUGCAACUAUUCAGCCCUAUCCGACGAUUGUGGACUUCAGUUCGUGGUUGAUGGAACUAGCCAACGUGGUCUGCGUGGUGGCGGACAUUGAUGGAAAGGAGCCAAGGCGUCGAUUGCUUCAUGCCAGCGUCGACCGAGAGCAGGACGAGCAACAGGAGAGCUGCCGCAAUUGUCCAAUUUGUGAAGGCCUUGGACAACAUGCAGUUCGGGACUGCCAACGAUUUAUUGCAGCCACACCUACAGAGAGGUGGAGACUUGCAAGAAGACAUCGCCUAUGCUUCAUGUGCUUGCAAAGCGGGCAUAUGACUGGAUCCUGCGCUGCGUCAGGAGAGUGCCGCGUGAAUGGAUGCAGGAGGAAGCAUCACCGUCUUCUUCAUGAGGCAAACAAUGAAGGCUUCAGGAGACCGCCACAGCGAGGCGGCAAUUGGAGAGGCUACAACCGGCAGGCAGCCGGACCGAGGGAAGGCGUCCAAGUGAAUGAAGGAGCAGCCUCAUCCGUGGAUGCCUCUGCGACGCCGGAGAGAAAUUUGAGCUGUGUCGACGAGGACCGAGAACGACUUCUGUUCCGUGUAUUGCCGGUGACGCUAUACGGAGGUGGGAAGCAGGUGGAUACGUACGCUCUUCUGGAUGAAGGUUCUUCGGUGACGAUGGUCGCAGAGCUAGGCGUACAAGGAGUACGUCGUCAGCUGAACGUUCAAUGGUUCGGAGGCAGGGCCACAAGAGAGCCUACUAACGUGGUACGUCUGGAGGUCAGUGGAGCAGGCAAGUCCUCCCGACAUGUGCUGCGAAACGUCUAUGCCAUCUCGAACUUGAGUCUGCCGAUGCAGAGCCUGCACAGAAGGGAUGUUAGGAGCGUGAACAAGGACGCUCGAUUACCAAUGAAACCCUACGUAAACGGUUUGCCAGCCACGUCGUUGGAUGAUAACGUGGAACGGCUCGUCGAGGACUACUUCGAGAUCGAGAACUUCGGUGUGAAGGCGGCGCCAGCGGCCGCACCCAGCGACGACGUGAGGGCUCAGGCGAUCUUGGAGGAUACUACGGUGCGAGCUGGCCGCCGAUACCAGACGGGAUUAUUGUGGAAAACGGAUAACAUUGUGCUGCCACGUAGUUAUGAUAUGGUGUACAAUAGAUUGGUCAACAUCGAGAAGAAAAUAAAGCGAGAUGGGCAGUUCGCCCAAGAAUAUUCACGGAUUGUUAAUGAUUAUGUCGACAAAGGAUACGCUCGGCGUCUGGAACGACAGGAGAUCGAUUCGGGAAGCGAUAGAACAUGGUACUUGCCGCAUUUUGGAGUGGAGAAUCCCAACAAGCCAGGGAAGAUCCGAUUAGUAUUCGACGCAGCGGCACGAGUUGGAGGAGUAUCACUGAAUUCUGCGCUGAGCAAGGGGCCGCAACACUAUAAAGCCUUGGCAUCUAUCCUCUUCCAUUUUAGGGAAGGUGCCGUCGGAGUCUGCAGCGACAUUAAGGAGAUGUUUCACCAGGUGCUGAUCCGACCCGAGGAUAUCGGGUCUGGAUAUACCCUGGAUUCGGAUCCCAGAGCAGUCAAAGCCAUCGUGGACUACCACUACGUGGACGACUAUGUGGACAGCUUUGCCACAGAGAGCGAAGCUAUCGAGGUAUCUAACAGAGUGAAGAAGAUACAUGCAGAAGGCGGUUUUGAGCUCUGCAAGUUUUCGUCCAGUUCGCCUACAGUGGAGAGGAUGCUUGGACCCAGUGAUCACGCCCAGAGUAUUGGAUGGGGUGAGGCCGAGCAAAAGAUUUUGGGAAUGCGGUGGCAGCCAGCCACGGACGACUUCAGGUUUAGAGUGAAGUACCACAAAGUCGCCCCCGUCGUGUCCGAUGGGAAGAGAAUUGCCACAAAAAGGGAAUUCUUGAGUAUGCUCAUGUCAACGUUCGACCACUUGGGAUUCCUGUGUUGUCUAAUGAUAACAGCGAAGUUGUUGCUGCGAGAGGUCUGGAGGAGGAAGAUCUCAUGGGAUGAACCACUACCGGCUGAGAUGUACAACGCCUUUAUGGAUUGGCGUAAAGAGAUGGAGAAAGUGGAACGUUUUCGGAGCCCACGUCACUACUUUGGAUCCGGACUGGUGAGGACUAUCGAGAUGCACGUAUUUGUUGAUGCGAUUCAGUCGGUAUGA
This is a messenger RNA of Drosophila ananassae, 3150 nucleotides long. RefSeq lists its product as uncharacterized. NCBI's taxonomy places the organism in Eukaryota, Metazoa, Arthropoda, Insecta, Diptera, Drosophilidae. The record is from RefSeq and is a predicted model, not a curated record. Bases 1 to 3150 code for a protein of 1049 amino acids. The transcript is spliced from 2 exons.